CAUUCAGUCACUCACUUCCGUGUGGUGAAUGUGCGCAAGCACGAGACUGACAUUUAUUCAGUUUAAAAAACACUAUUUGUGUUUUUUGUUCAUUUAAACUCGUUUUCGUUGUCGCCAUGGGAACGCAGACAGGAAGUGACGAGGCUUCAGCGGACACUUUUUAUCCGAGUGACGCGGAAAUCGAGAAAUGGAUGAGCAACGCGUUUGACACGGCCAAAGAUGCUCUGGAGAACGGAGAAGUUCCUGUGGGAUGUCUGAUGGUUUACGACGACCACGUCAUCGCGAGAGGACGCAACGAGGUCAACGAGAGCAAAAACGCGACUCGUCACGCUGAGAUGGUCGCCCUGGACCAGCUGCUGGACUGGUGUCGCCAUAGCAACGUGGACGCGAGGGGUGUGGGCCUGUACGUCACCGUGAGCCGUGUCAUUGUGUGUGUGUGUGUGUGUGGCUCGCUCCUUCACUCUCUCUCAGAAAUCCCCGUGGUGGUGUUUGGCUGCAGUAACGAUCGUUUCGGAGGAUGUGGUUCAGUUUUGGAUGUUUCGUCUGUGAACUUACCUGAGACCGGGACACCGUUUAAGUGUGUUUCAGGUCACAGAGCAGAUGAAGCCGUGGAGAUGCUGAAGACUUUCUACAAACAGGAAAAUCCAAACGCCCCGAAACCUAAAACGAGGAAGGAGUGAAAGUCAUUUUUUAUUUCUUCACAUGUUGCACAUUUCUACUUGCGUUGCACCUUUUUCAUGUUUUUGUAACAAUAAUAAAAAAACUGUGGUUUAAAAUAAA
This is a messenger RNA of Solea senegalensis (Senegalese sole), 780 nucleotides long. RefSeq names its product adenosine deaminase tRNA specific 2 (gene adat2). The record is from RefSeq and is a predicted model, not a curated record. Gene Ontology annotation, molecular function: tRNA-specific adenosine-34 deaminase activity. Gene Ontology annotation, biological process: tRNA wobble adenosine to inosine editing. Gene Ontology annotation, cellular component: cytoplasm; nucleus. Lineage: Eukaryota; Metazoa; Chordata; Actinopteri; Pleuronectiformes; Soleidae. The coding region runs from base 117 to 680 and encodes 187 amino acids. The transcript is spliced from 6 exons.